Cuscuta epithymum is the source of this 2140-nucleotide messenger RNA. The record is from the annotation of a GenBank genome assembly. NCBI's taxonomy places the organism in Eukaryota, Viridiplantae, Streptophyta, Magnoliopsida, Solanales, Convolvulaceae.
CAAAUUCCUUCUCUCCUGUCCAAACACAAACAAAAUAAAUUGAAAUAAAUGGAAUACAUUCUCUAUCAAUCAGCCUACUAAUCCGACAUUCUUUCCGAACGAGCCCUAUAUUCUUAAAGUCAAAUUGCGAACAACCACGUACCACACCACCUGGCGGCUCGCCUGAACGCCGAGUCUUUCUGUGCCGUUACCUGCAGAAUUUGUUUCUAUACACAAACAAGCGUACAAAUAUCAUGUUCCUCCAUUGACUUCUUGCAUCUAGUCACACUGUCAUUGGAAGUACGCAAUAGGCUGCAUCAUCACAUUCCAGGUUUUUCUUCAUCCUACAAAGUAAGAAUUCGUGGGAUAUAUUGAAGAAUUUGUGGCGGCUUUCACCGACGAUACUGAAGAUAUGGGAACAUAAUUUCUAACCUUUUGUAUUUUGAGAUACAGAAAAUUUGCCUUUCCUUCACCUAAGCCUCCAGCAAAAAAAGUCUUAUAAUGUUGACGUGCACUCCCCACUUUGUUUCUCUAAGUUUCGUGGAACUCAAUACUCCAAAGAGAUAUUGGAUCCCGGGCCAGGGAAGAAGGACCAUGUCAGUUGCUGCCUCAGUUGCAAAAGAGGCAUCCAAUUACAUUUCAGCUGCUCCGAUUUUCCUUCCUGAAGGGCCAUGGCAGCAGAUCCCUGGAGGUGUUACUGCUGCAGCUGGGUUCAAAGCUGCUGGAAUGUACGGUGGAUUGCGUGCACUUGGAGAGAAGCCUGACUUAGCACUUGUCACUUGUGAUGUAGAUGCCAUUUCUGCAGGAGCGUUUACUACAAAUGUGGUAGCAGCUGCACCGGUAGUAUAUUGCAAAAAUGCAUUAAAUUCAUCGGCAACGGCCCGUGCAGUUUUAAUAAAUGCUGGUCAAGCUAAUGCAGCCACGGGUGAUGCAGGUUUCCAGGAUGUAAUUGAUUGCUCAACUGCUUUAGCUAAUUUACUUAACCUGAAGAAUGAGGAAGUGUUAAUUGAAUCCACUGGGGUCAUUGGUAAAAGAAUAAAGAAGGAGGCUCUUCUCAGCUCACUCCCAAAGCUAGUUGGUCUGCUGUCAUCAAGUGUUGAUGGGGCAAAUUCAGCUGCUGUAGCAAUAACUACUACUGAUCUUGUCAGCAAGAGUGUGGCAAUUGAGUCUGAGGUGGGAGGGGCACAUAUAAGAGUUGGUGGCAUGGCAAAGGGUUCCGGGAUGAUUCAUCCUAACAUGGCAACAAUGCUUGGCGUUAUUACUACUGAUGCCUUGGUUACAAGUGAAGUUUGGAGAAGAAUGGUACAAAUUUCUGUGAGCCGAAGUUUUAACCAAAUUACCGUAGAUGGAGACACCAGUACAAAUGAUGCUGUCAUUGCUUUGGCUAGUGGGCUUUCAGGUGCUAGCAAGAUCACUUCUUUGAACAGCUCACAGGCAAACCACCUACAGAUGUGUCUUGAUGCUGUAAUGCAGGGGCUUGCAAAGUCUAUAGCUUGGGAUGGAGAAGGCGCCACAUGUUUGAUUGAGGUAAGGGUUGAUGGGGCAAAAGAUGAAGCUGAAGCAGCAAAAAUUGCACGUUCAGUCGCUUCUUCUUCCCUCACCAAGGCUGCUGUUUAUGGUAGGGAUCCAAAUUGGGGACGCAUUGCUUGUGCUGCUGGCUAUGCAGGAAUUCCUUUCAACCCAAAUGAACUUCGAAUAUCACUGGGUGAUACUCUGCUUAUGGAUGCUGGGCAACCUCUUGCAUUCGAUAGUGUUGUGGCCAGUAAUUAUAUGAGGAAGGCUGGGGAUACUCAUGGCACUGUAGAGAUUCACAUAUCUAUAGGUGAUGGUCCAGGAAGCGGAGUUGCAUGGGGGUGUGACUUGAGUUAUGACUAUGUGAAGAUAAAUGCCGAGUAUUCGACGUGAAUAUAUCUACAGAGUAUUCUAAAUUUGCUUAAAAAGUAUAUCCGGCUCACCGUGAGACUGCGAUGACAGGUCAUGAAUAAGAGAGGUUUCUCAGUAAUCUUAAUUGAUGUAUCUUUUCUUUAUUAACUAAAAAAAUUACAAAAGCCAAUGAGUGUAAGGACAUUUUUGGCAGCGAAAAUGUGUUGGUGUAAUUGUAUAUUUGUAUUGCUUAAUAGAGUUGCACAAUAAGUUCACUUGUUUGUACUUUUUGGUAUUG